Ctenocephalides felis (cat flea) is the source of this 1761-nucleotide messenger RNA. RefSeq lists its product as uncharacterized. Gene Ontology annotation, cellular component: endoplasmic reticulum; Golgi apparatus. The transcript has a single exon. The coding region runs from base 1 to 1761 and encodes 586 amino acids. Gene Ontology annotation, molecular function: protein-cysteine S-palmitoyltransferase activity. Gene Ontology annotation, biological process: peptidyl-L-cysteine S-palmitoylation; protein targeting to membrane. The record is from RefSeq and is a predicted model, not a curated record. NCBI's taxonomy places the organism in Eukaryota, Metazoa, Arthropoda, Insecta, Siphonaptera, Pulicidae.
AUGCCGGCCGCCCUUUCGACGGCAGCCCGUCCACGGAAAUGGCGUCGCACGCACGGUCUGCAGCUGCCGCUGCAUCCCCUUCAACUUGCCGGAUGGUUUGCUAUUCUGUUAUCAGCGCUCGCAACAUUUCUGGUGUUGAUACCCGCACUGUCGACAGAAAUCCGACAGCCCAUAUCGGCCUUAGUAUCGAUACUUUUUGCCACUCAUGCAGUGUCGCAUUUAGCAGCGUUGCUGAUUGACCCCGCGGAUCCCGGUUUACGAAGAAAGGAGAACAGGCAACGCAGGCAAAGAGUUCCCGAUUUUGAUCGGGAAAAAUACGCCCACGUCAUUGAAGACGGCAGAUGCCAUCUAUGUGAAAUCAGGACGGCAGAUGCGCGAACUAAGCACUGUAGCUCCUGCAACAAGUGCGUCGCGAAAUUUGACCACCAUUGCAAAUGGUUGAAUCAUUGCGUGGGCGGCAAGAACUACACGGCAUUCCUCGCGUGCGUCUUAAGCGCCAUGAUGACAGCUGUUGUGGUGCUCGGCAUAGCGCUCGCGGAGCUAGUGGUCAAGUUACAAUCACAGCAAACCACCGAUGAUUUUAACUCAACCGAAGCAGUGAUCAACUUCACAUCAGCCACCAUAAAUCAAAGUGAAGAAAUUAUUGAUAUACCAGAUACCGGCUUCGUACUUAUUGUUGCUACGUUGGGACUAUUGGCAGCAGUUGCUGCUGGAUUACUGCUUCACCUCUGCUGCUUUCACGUGUACAUCUCACUUCUUGGACUGACAACUUACGAAUAUGUCAGAGGUUACAGGCGUGAAACUCCUGAAGUUCCAACACCAACACCCGAAAGUACUGCUAGCAGCUUGACAUCAACUAACCAGACAACGACAAAGUUAUAUUUUUGUACUGGAGACAAAGUUGCCGAUAAUGGAACUGAAAUUCGCAGGCGCCCGUCCACUUUAUAUUGCUGCGAAGAAACUACUACGUUAGAAUACAGGCGGAAAAUGUUUUACGUUUGCCAAGUGAAGAACACACCAAAUGAUGCACCAAUUGUUCAAAACGCUGUACUACAAGACACUGCGGCUACUGCGACGGCCGACCGGUGUUCUUGUUGCACUAUCGCCAACACGAAGCAUUCUCCUCCUAGUCUGAAAUCUAUUGGCAAACACCAUAGAUGGCGGCGAAAAUGGACCUGUUGUGGAACUUUGACUACCAGUCCGGAAACGCCUGAUGAUGCGGGAGUUACUAUAUCUACAAUUACCGGUUCUCUAGUAACUAUGAAUAAUGACGAACCAGGAAUAGGUUUGCAACAAAACGGUGUGCCAAGAAAAUCGAUACGUCCUGCGAUAAGACUGAGGCAUUUCUUUAGAAUAGUUAGCAGAUUUGGAAGAAAAAGAAGAAGAUUGGGAAAAGGUGUUGUUGUAAUGCCUAAUCAGGUUGAACCUGAAAUAAUAACAGAGCCUGUUGUUGAGGAACCAGAGGAUGUAAAUCCUCCGGAAUCGAUUCUACCUGCUCUGAUGACGGGAUCACCACCAGCGCCUCCGCCUCCUGUUAGAAGAAGACUGGCAGAUCCAGAUGAACUGCAACGAUUAGCGGAGACUUUGGCAUCAAUUCAAUUGCCACCAGCGACAGCUGUUCAGCUUCAGCAGCGCAGAAAGGUGAGAAGAAAGAGGCCGCUACUUCAGGCUAGAAGUCCAGCGUUGUCACCAAUUCAUGAGUCUGGGCUGUCGAAUCCUGCUUCACCACAAACAAGCAGACACUAUUUACCACCAAUAUAG